Molecule: messenger RNA, 1685 nt
Organism: Caenorhabditis sp. 36 PRJEB53466
Lineage: Eukaryota; Metazoa; Nematoda; Chromadorea; Rhabditida; Rhabditidae
Source: the annotation of a GenBank genome assembly
AUGGCUGCGCUUAGAAGCACAAAGGUGAGCGAGAAAAGGAAAACGAUUUUAUUGAAUUGGAUUGUGAUUUAAUGCAGAAUAUCUCUCAAUUUGUUCUCGUCAAACUGAAUUUCCAGGGACUGGUGGCUCUGGUGACGGGCGGCGCGUCGGGACUCGGAAAAGGAACGGCGGAAGUGCUGGCGCGGGCCGGCGCCCAAGUGGCCAUUCUGGAUCUGCCGCAGUCGAAGGGCGCCGACGUGGCCAAGGAAAUCGGCGCCAUUUUCACGCCCGCCUCGGUCAGCCAAUCGAUUGAUGCGUUUUCACAUAAAUUUCUAACUUUUGCAGGUGACAUCGGAAGAGGAGGUGCGUGCGGCGUUCGAGAAAGUGCGUCAGGAGUACGGACGGCUCGACGCGCUCGUCAACUGCGCCGGAAUCGCCUACGCAUUCAAACUGUACUCGGUGAACAAGAAGAAGCACGUCGAGUUCGACAAGAUCCGGCAGACUAUCGAUGUGAGCGCAGAAAUCGCUAUUUAUGACGAAUACUUGUAGAAAAACCACAAAAUUUUCAAAAUGCAAACGUUUUGAGUAACCGCUUUUCGAUGUUCUUCUGAAGUUGAAAGCAAGGAUGGAACGUUACUUCCACUCGCUAGUAAUUCUUCAAAAAACUGUAAUUUUUCAGGUGAACGUGCUCGGCACGUUCAACGUGAUCCGUCACGGAGUGGCUCUGAUGGGCGAGCACGAGAAAGAUGCGAACGGACAAAGGGGCGUGGUCAUCAACACGGCCUCCGUCGCCGCGUUCGACGGACAGACCGGACAGGUUCGCGACGAGAGAUUUUUGGGCUUUCGGGCCGAAACUAUGCAGGCUUUUUGGGCUUGGAUUGAAGUAUAUUGGGUCCAAGUUUCAGACCGAUCCGAUUAUCCGAUCCCAGGAUAUACAUAUGUAGUCAUUUAGCCCCGAAAAGCCCUGGCUUUCAAAAGCCACCCUUUUCGGGCCUAAAUCGAUAUAUUAAAUAAUCCGAUGUUUCAAUCCAAGUCCAAGAAGUCAGCAAAGUUUGGGUCCGACGAUUCCUUGAAAAAACCGGUCCUUUUCUCAGUCCGCCUACUCUGCCUCGAAAGGAGCCAUCGUGGCGAUGACGCUCCCGUUGGCGCGUGAUUUCGCCGGAGACGGCAUCCGAUUCAACACGAUCGCUCCGGGACUCAUGGACACGCCCCUUCUCUCGUCCCUCCCCGAUAAGGUUCGUUUUGUUUCUACUUAGAAUUAUGGGGGCAUUCAGCAAAUUGUUUUGUUGGGUUUUCACUGAUUUUUUACAUUGGUGAAUUGAGUUUUUUGACGAGAGAUCAUUAAAAAAAACGGAAAAAACCGUAAUAUUUACCGGUCGGAAUGUAGAAUGGAAUUGAAAAGUGAACAUUUGUUUAAGUCCAACGUUGAAACAGCAAAUUUUUUGGAUAAAAUAACGUUUCACUCGAAUCGUUCUGAAGCCAUCUAGAUUGUUGUUCUAGAAGAGUUUACCGUCUUCAGAAAUACAAAAAAAGUCGCAGAAAUUCCGUGAUUUCAGGUGAAGACGUUCCUGGCGCAGCUGAUUCCGAAUCCGUCGCGUCUCGGACAUCCGCACGAAUACGGAGCGCUCGUGCAGCACAUCAUCGAGAAUCAGUACCUGAACGGAGAGACGAUCCGUUUCGACGGCGCCCUCAGAAUGCCCGCCUAA